Molecule: messenger RNA, 1169 nt
Organism: Episyrphus balteatus (marmalade hoverfly)
Lineage: Eukaryota; Metazoa; Arthropoda; Insecta; Diptera; Syrphidae
Exons: 3
Coding region: 462-1079 (205 amino acids)
Source: RefSeq, a predicted model, not a curated record
AUAGCUCACAACUCAAAUAUUUAUGUUCAGUUAUGUCAUUGAAAAUUGACAAGAGUCUAUAAUAUUUUCCACCCGCUAGCAAUUGUAUUAGAAUAGACGAUAAGAUCAAACUUUUUAUGUGUACACACAGUAGCACAGCUGGUACUUAUUUUUAAUUUAAAAAUACUGACAAACCCCCAUUGUAAUACAAAAGACUAUAGUAAGUAGGUUAAGUAUGUGGGUCGCGCACGUUUGAAAAAAAAAAAAAAAAUCAUUUUGUUUUAAUAGUUAAUUGCAAUUCUAACACCUCUUGUUAUUAUUUUCGAAGCUGAAAUAUGCGAAACUUAUCUUGAUAAGUUUUCAAGCUUUACGUGCUUAUCCAUAGGGAUUGCAAAAAGAGUAUAAAUAGGAAUUUCUUUGGGGUGUAUCUUUUCAAAUAGUAUUAGAAUUUCAUCUAGAAAAGAAAUAACUAUUUAAGAAAAAUGAUUAAGUUACGAAGUAUAUUUGUUGUGUCACUUGUGAUUUUGGGAAUUAGUGGAUUGGUUGAUUCACAUUUUCUUAAACGAGGAAAUCAAGAUGCAAUGGGUGAUAAUAACAAAAUUAAGAAAUCUUUAUUCUUUGAUAUCUUUGAUGACUUAUUAGAAUACUUUUAUGAUGAAGAUGAUGAUGAAGAUGAAGAAACUGAAGAAAAUAAAGAAGUUUUGAUUUGCCGCAACUGUACAAUAAUAAUAAACCGACAGAAUGAAACAGAAUCAAAUGGAGCUUCUACUACUGUUGCACCAUCUACUGUUGCACCUUCUACCGCUGCCCCUUCUACCGCUGCACCUUCUACUGUUGCACCUUCAACUGUUGCACCUUCUACCGCUGCACCUUCUACUGCUGCACCUUCUACUGCUGCACCUUCUAAUGGGGCAAAUGGAAAUGGAGCUGGUACAAAUGGAGCAACUGGGUCAAGUGGUGCAAAUGGAGGAACUGGUACAGACACAGCACCCGGUACAAAUGGAGCAACAGGCACAAAUGGCGCAACAGAUACAAAUGGUGCAGAAGGUACGAAUGGCGCAGCUGCUACAAACGGUGAUGGAAAUGCCGCUGGACCAUAAAAACUGUUACAAAUUUACCAGAAUUUAAGAUAACAUUAAGAUUAGGAAUUUUUUGUUUUGUUUUGAAAAUGAAAUAUAAUAAACUGCCAA